GUAUCUUGUAAAAAACAAGAAAAAACAAGGGCGAAAAAAAAGGAAGAUAAAUAUAAAUAAAUAAAGCUGUUAAUAAAGUUUUCAGAUGACACAAGAUUCAGUGGUAUCUUCCGUUUUUUUCGCUUUUGUUUUUCUUUUCUUUCCUUUAUUUUUUCCUUCAAGUUUUUAUGGAAUGGUGAGAAUGUGAGGUAUUUGAAGGAGGAGAGAGAAAAAAGAGAGAUGUUGGCAGUAGUCGGAGGAGAAGGUGCGAUAAUGGAGCAGGAAUUUGAUUCGAAGUUGAGGAUUCAAGAUGAAUCAUCCGAUAAUGGCGGCCGAGGCGGUGGCGGAGGUGGUCUUGGCGGUGUUCAAAGAGGUAAAAGCUUUCAAUUUAGGGCUCCUCAGGAGAAUUUCACCGUCGAAGAUUUUGAAUUAGGGAAGAUCUAUGGUGUUGGUUCAUAUUCUAAGGUGGUGCGGGCAAGGAAGAAAGAUACAGGGGUUAUCUAUGCCUUGAAGAUUAUGGAUAAGAAGUUCAUCACUAAGGAAAAUAAAACUUCUUAUGUGAAGUUGGAAAGAAUAGUUCUUGAUCAAUUAGAUCAUCCUGGCAUUGUGCGACUGUUCUUUACUUUUCAGGAUACCUUUUCUUUAUAUAUGGCUCUUGAAUCAUGUGAAGGUGGGGAGCUUUUUGACCAGAUAACCAGGAAAGGUCGUUUGUCCGAGGAUGAAGCUCGCUUUUAUGCUGCAGAAGUUGUGGACGCACUGGAGUAUAUACAUGGUUUGGGUUUGAUACAUCGUGACAUUAAGCCAGAGAACUUGCUGCUUACCUCAGAUGGUCAUAUCAAGAUUGCUGAUUUUGGCAGUGUGAAACCUAUGCAAGAUAGCAGCAUAACCGUCCUUCCAAACGCUGCAUCAGAUGACAAAGCUUGCACUUUUGUGGGAACGGCUGCAUAUGUUCCUCCAGAAGUCCUAAAUUCUUCACCUGCAACAUUUGGAAACGAUCUUUGGGCGCUUGGUUGCACCUUGUAUCAGAUGCUUUCAGGGACAUCUCCAUUCAAAGAUGCAAGUGAGUGGUUGAUUUUCCAAAAAAUUAUCGCAAGAGACCUUAAGCUUCCAGAUUAUUUUUCAGAGGAGGCAAAGGACCUCAUUGAUCGUUUAUUGUCCAUAGAUCCUAGCAAAAGACCUGGUGCUGGACCUGAGGGAUAUGCUGCAUUAAAAAAUCAUCCUUUUUUCCGUGGAGUUGACUGGGCUAACUUGAGAGACAUUCCCUCUCCAAAACUUGUCAGGGAACCUAUGGGUAAUUAUGGUGGUGCCGACAAUUCACAAGAUCCUUGGAAUUGCACACAUAUUGGAGAUAGUGCUGUAAAGCAAAUUGAUGUGAAUAGUGGUACCUCAUCAUUUACCGAAGGAGCGGGUCACGUAACAAGGCUUGCAUCAAUUGACUCUUUCGAUUCAAAAUGGCAACAAUUCUUGGAACUUGGUGAAUCUGUUCUCAUGAUCUCUAUGGUGAAGAAAAUGCAGAAGUUGUCUAGCAAGAAGGUGCAGCUUAUUCUUACCAACAAACCAAAGUUGAUCUACGUGGACCCGUCAAAACUGGUAGUGAAGGGGAACAUAAUUUGGUCUGAUAAUCAGAAUGAUCUAAAUGUCCAAGUCUCUAGUCCUUCUCACUUUAAGAUAUGCACUCCCAAGAAGGUUAUGUCAUUUGAAGAUCCCAAGCAGAGAGCGUGGCAAUGGAAGAAAGCCAUUGAAGGACUUCAGAGCCGUUGAAUUUUUUUUUUUUUUUUUUAAAUACAGCGAUACUUUUUUGUUACUUCUGAAUAUAGUGUAAUUCACAGAAAUCUGGGGACUUCAUGAAAGAUUUUAGUUGAAUAGAAAGUUAUCACAUUGCAAGAUCUGGCAGUCUCAAGGCAUUAUGCCGAUGCCAGAUCUCACCAAUAUAUUUUUUUUGCUUUCGAGGCA
Molecule: messenger RNA, 1932 nt
Organism: Chenopodium quinoa (quinoa)
Lineage: Eukaryota; Viridiplantae; Streptophyta; Magnoliopsida; Caryophyllales; Amaranthaceae
Product: 3-phosphoinositide-dependent protein kinase 2-like
Exons: 11
Coding region: 220-1740 (506 amino acids)
Biological process (GO): intracellular signal transduction; peptidyl-serine phosphorylation
Molecular function (GO): ATP binding; protein serine/threonine kinase activity
Source: RefSeq, a predicted model, not a curated record